CACAGGACAACAAAAAUCAGCAGAAUUUAUAUAUUUAUUUUUUGCUUCAAAAACUGAGAUUAAAGCCAUUUCUUAACUUGAGAAAACAAAAUUCUUUCCUGGCAACAUCCAUGUUUUGGGAGAAUUUAAAAAGUGUUUAAGACAAAAUUAAGAGUGGAUUUCUGAGACCAGCAAAACUUUGUUACAAAGGACCACAACGAGGAUUUUCUAAAACCCAGGAGCCAGGAGACCUUUAAAUCUGUAUCAGUAUGAGCAGCGGUGCGACCACCUCGGCGCCUCCUCCUCAGCCUCAGGCCUUCAAACGGGCUGUGAAGAAAAUCAAAUGUGCGGCGAUGGUGGCCAGCCUGGCCAAGAGCUGGCAGGGCUGGGCCAGCGAGCAUGCCGACAAACAGGACACCAUCCCCAGUGGCUGGAUGCCCUCAUCUGUCACCGACGCAGAUGACAAAGAGCGCCACCAUGCGGUCAAAGUCACCGUCACCCCUCGUGUCGCUGCAGAUCCCAGCAACUCCAGUAAGAUCCGGACCUGCUCCAUAACCAAGACUGUCCAACCCAAACGGAGUGAGUGCAGCAGCAGCGACGUGGUCAACGCCAUCCGGGGCAAGAUGGAGGCAGCGCCCGAGAACACCAAACCCUUUCUGGGGAAUGAGUCGCCGACACGACGGCGCCACAUGAGGGCGCUACAGAGCAGCGGAGGAGGGGGUGGAGUCAUCCAGGACAGGAAGCAGAUGCUUCAGGAGAAGAAGUCGGAGUCGAGGUGCAGCAGCGUGGACACCGAGGACAGCGGGCUCGGAGAAGACGAAACCAAUGCAGAGUUAAAGGUCGAGCAGAACGACACGUUUCCCAUGAAGAAAGCCAACAGGCCCAAGAUUAAGAUCGCCUCGAUGGGUGACAUCAAAAGCCGUUGGCAGCAGUGGUCAGACCAGCACAUGGAAGGUCAGAAGCUGAACCCCUUCAGUGAGGAGUUCGACUACGAUUAUGCCAUGUCCCAGCGCCUCCGCAAGGGCGAUGACGGCUACGGUCGACCCAAAGACGGAUCCAAGACGGCCCAGAGGGGCGACCGGGCCCAGAAACACAUCCACAGGGAGAUGGAGGAGAUGGUGUGGAUCAUCAGAGACAUGGGCUUCAAGGACAAACAGGGCCGGACCAUCAUCUCCUUCGGCCGCCUCUUCGACCGCUACGUGAAGAUCUCCGAUAAGGUGGUGGGCAUCCUGCUGCGCUGCCGCAAACACAAGAUGUUAGACUUUGAAGGGGAGAUGCUGUGGCAAGGAAGGGAUGAUGAUGUCAUCAUUACACUCAGGGACUGA
This is a messenger RNA of Sphaeramia orbicularis (orbiculate cardinalfish), 1304 nucleotides long. RefSeq names its product actin binding Rho activating protein a (gene abraa). Gene Ontology annotation, biological process: positive regulation of transcription by RNA polymerase II; positive regulation of Rho protein signal transduction. NCBI's taxonomy places the organism in Eukaryota, Metazoa, Chordata, Actinopteri, Kurtiformes, Apogonidae. The record is from RefSeq and is a predicted model, not a curated record. Gene Ontology annotation, cellular component: sarcomere. The coding region runs from base 249 to 1304 and encodes 351 amino acids. The transcript has 2 exons. Gene Ontology annotation, molecular function: actin binding.